AUGGGACAUGGAAAUCAGACCAGUGUUUCUGAGUUUCUUCUCCGGGGAAUCUCCCAGCGGCCAGAACAACAACACCUUUUCUUUGGACUGUUUUUGUGCAUGUACCUGGUCACCAUGGCAGGGAAUGUGCUCAUCUUCCUUGCCAUCAUCUCUGAAGCUCGCCUCCACACUCCCAUGUAUUUCUUCCUGGCAAGUCUCUCCUUUGCUGACAUUGGUCUGUCCUCCAGUAUUGUCUUGAAGAUGCUCCAUAACCUGUAUAUGCAGCAUCAUACCAUCUCUUAUACAGGAUGUCUGACACAGCUGUAUUUCUUUCUUUCAUUUGGAGAUAUGGACAGCUUUCUGCUUGCUGUGAUGGCAUAUGAUCGCUAUAUGGCCAUUUGUCACCCACUGCACUAUGCCACAGCCAUGAGACCCCAGUUCUGUAUCCUUCUGGUGAGUGUGUGCUGGGUGAUCACUAAUCUCCAUGCUCUGUUACACACUUUGCUUAUGGCAAAACUGUCCUUUUGUGUGGUGGGGGAAAUAUCCCACUUUUUUUGUGACAUCAGUCCCUUGUUGAAAGUGUCCUGCUCUUCUACCCAUAUAAAUGAAUUAAUGGUUUUUGUUGCAGGUGGUCCUGUUAUGACAGUUCCCUUCCUAUGCACUCUGAUCUCUUAUAUUUGCAUUGUCUCUGCCAUCCUCAGGAUGCCAUCCUCAGGGGGUGGUAGGAGAAAGGCUUUCUCUACUUGUGGCUCUCAUCUCUCUGUAGUGUGUAUGUUUUAUGGCACAAUUUUUAGUGUGUAUCUCUGUCCUUCCUCUACUUUUUCCAAGAAAGAUAUUAUAGCCUCUGUAGUAUACACAGUAGUAACUCCAAUGCUCAAUCCUUUCAUCUAUAGCCUGAGAAAUCAAGACAUGAAGAUGGCCCUAGGGAGUCUUCUUAGAGGCAAGACAUUUACCUUUCCAUCACAUUGA
Molecule: messenger RNA, 948 nt
Organism: Antechinus flavipes (yellow-footed antechinus)
Lineage: Eukaryota; Metazoa; Chordata; Mammalia; Dasyuromorphia; Dasyuridae
Product: olfactory receptor 1N1-like
Exons: 1
Coding region: 1-948 (315 amino acids)
Biological process (GO): G protein-coupled receptor signaling pathway
Cellular component (GO): membrane
Molecular function (GO): olfactory receptor activity; G protein-coupled receptor activity
Source: RefSeq, a predicted model, not a curated record